AUGAAUUCAUUCUCGUUCUCAAUGAUCCUCAACCUCCCCAGCUCACCAGCAUGUAUCAGGGAUGACGAGGUUUCGUUCUUCACUGCAGAACUUUUUACCUUUUCACCUCCGCUAUUGUUACCGCCACAUAACUGGCCUCACAAAAAAAUUUGGUUGCACAAUAAUAGCAAAAAUCCGCUGUUGGCUCUAGUCCUCAUCUGCAAAGUAUUUCGAAGUAGCUGCAAGUGUCCCCUUGCCGUUUGGCUGCAGAUCCACUACAACAGUGUGAGUGGGUCAGCAAACUACUUAGCUCGACUUAUAGUGGACCGUUUUUUAUUAACCUAG
Messenger RNA from Pyricularia grisea, 324 nucleotides. RefSeq lists its product as uncharacterized. The coding region runs from base 1 to 324 and encodes 107 amino acids. The record is from RefSeq and is a predicted model, not a curated record. NCBI's taxonomy places the organism in Eukaryota, Fungi, Ascomycota, Sordariomycetes, Magnaporthales, Pyriculariaceae. The transcript has 2 exons.